AAAUGCGUAUACUCACAUGUGUUUUCCAGUAUUGCACACACACUGAUAAUUACCCAAAUAUGAAUUCUCGCUAAAUAAAUACACGGGUGGAGCGGUUCCAUUCCCAGCCACGGCAAACAUUAGCAGCGGCGAGUUUUAUCCAAAUACUGUACGUACUCGGCCCCUCUUCCCCCAACCCGAACUGACCAGCGCGGUGAAGUACGAUCAGACAACGCUCACGACCGACACCGCACGAUGGAGGACUUCAUCCAGGAGUGCACUGACAAAGGGGUGUGGGGUACAUCUUCAUUUGUUCUCGUUUCCACGGACUCAGCGACAACGACGACGACAAUGCAAGCGGGCAGGAGCGACUUGCUUGAAACCAAAUAAUCCAAUCGGAGCAGUGACGAGGAGAGGAGGAGAAGGGGUGUCUGGACAUGGCGGAGGGCGAGGUGGACAUCGCAUCGCUGGAGGAUUCGUUUAAAAAGUUCGCCGUCCUGGGAGACACCAAGGCCACGGGCAAGGAGCUCAACGGCAAAAACUUCGCCAAGCUGUGCAAAGACUGCAAGGUCAUCGACGGCAAGGCAAUCACAUCAACCGACGUCGACAUCGCGUUCUCCAAAGUCAAACAGAAGGCGGCACGGGUGAUCACGUUCGAAGAGUUCAAGGAGGCGCUUCAGCAACUCUCGUGUAAACGCUUCAAGGACAAGGAUGAGCAGGAGGCCCUAGAGGAGACGUACAAGCUCAUCGCUGGGAAGUCCCCCAUCAUCCAUGGGGUCACGAAGGCAACAAACAAGGGCGGUGUUGGCCGGCUGACGGAUCCCUCCAAGUACACGGGAACGCACAAGAUGCGGUUCGACGAGACCGGCAAGGGGAAGGGCAAGGCGGGCCGGGAAGAUAUCCCCGACACGCGAGGAUACGUGCACAGCUACAGGGACGCCGGCACGUACGACCAGAAAGUGAAAGGUGCCGUCGCGUCUCCCAAUGCCAAGAAGACCUAACGGCACGGGGCUACCUGGCCCACGGUCACCAUAUUUUCCCUGCCUCACUUUCCACUAGGUCACUCGUCCAAAUAAAUAGCUUUUAAAAGUAUGUUUUUUUCACGAAAAGAGGCAUUUACGGAUUCGUACACGUGUGGAAUUUAGCAGGGAAAAUAGUGUACCCUCUGUAUUUGAGUCUUUUUUUUUCCCGAACUGCUUUCCCAAGCAGACGUUUCUACUGCUAGUUAACUUCCUCUGCCACGUCGAUGCAUAUAAAUAUAAAGCCUAACAUUACAUUGCCAAUAUAUGUAACUGCUGCCAUCCUAUGCCUUAUCAGUUAAAAGGUUAAAAAUGAACAGAGCGCUGGAAGGAAUUGUGACCAAAGUGACACAGAUAUUCAUUUUGUCUCUCCCCCUGGCUUAAUGGUGGUGCUUGCUAAUAAUGAAACAGGUACAGUACAAAGACUACCCUGCACUCCACCCCUCAGGGAUGAGUGUGCCAGCCGAGGUUUUUGGUUUCUGGUUGUAGGGAGAUACCUUACACCAUUCCCCUAACACAUGCACGUAUGUGUGUGCACGCGUGUACAGCUGUAGUGAAACCACUUCCGCCCCCACCCCACAUAAAAGUGCGACGGGGACUUUUAUAUAACUUUCGAAAAUAACACAUCCACGUACAAAACGAGAUGAUAGCACAGGUUGAAGCCAAGUAAUAAUGGUAAUUGAAUGCCCAUCGGUCUCGAGUGGCAAAUGUCAAACUGAAGACGUCAAACUAGGCACAAUUGUUUUGUCCAACACUUAGUAUUUGUUUAUUUGUCCAAGGAAGCCUCAAUGAGUCUUAAGACUUUCACGAAGGGGGUUUGAAUGGGCACCUGUCACAAUGCCUGUGUCUGCUGAAAUUUGGACAUUUACAGGCAAGAUCGCAGCUCAUAACUUGCCCGCUUGACAUCUAAGCCCACUUUGUAAGGCUUUAACGUCUACCUUUUGAGGAUUUAAAUUUUUAUUGAACACAUGCUGUGCAGUAUAUUGUUUUUACAUUACAUUAUACUGUAGUUGUUAAGUUAUAUACAGCGUGGGGUUCAGUUUACAUGCUUGUAUCCGCACUGUGCAAGGGGCACACACUUCCAUUUGGACUUUCAUCAACUCCCACAAUCGAAUUUAAUGCAAAAUGUGUGAGCGGAGUGGUGGUGAGGAGAGAGACUCAACUGAGACUGAAGUGUCAUUACAUGUACGUCAGGCUUGGCCUGUGCACACCUGAUGCCCCUUUACAUUAGGAAAUGGCCCAGCUUUUCAUAAUUUGAUUUUUUCCACCUGCUUGGUGAAGUCUGGGAAGCCAGGCAGCGGCCGGUUUAGCAAGUGGAAGCGAAGUUCAAGUUCGUAGGUGCAGUGCUUGUAUCGGUACAACCUGUUUACUCACAGGAGAUCCUGCCUUGCUUUACGUUUAUAACAAAGCAUUACCGUGAACCUCGCUUAUUUGCAGUUGGAAGUGUUGACCUUGUCUUUUUUUUUCAAAGAAAAUCAAAAGUAAGAUAUUUUAGUCUUUUAAGAGAUGGGAAUGUUUAAAUAUAUGAAGUGCUAUAGGCAUUUUUUUUAAAAUAAAGUAAUAAAUAACUAAAAAAUCAUGCAUCUUUGUUAACGGAUUAUUUUUAAGAAAAGAAUCUCGGCUGCAGUUUUUUUUUUACUUUGGCCAGUGCUUGCUUUGAGGGCAAAUGCGUUGGCUUUUUAGUUGCUUUGAAUUUAUGUGCAACUUUAAAAUGUUGCACCCAAUAAAUGCAGUAACUUGGAGACUUUCACAGUGGUCUUUAUAGUUCAUCUGAAAAAAAAUUCUUACUGCCGAAUGUGACACAUCUGUGGCGUGUGACUACGCUUGAAAUUGGAAUGUAAACAUAUAGCUUUAAAGUGCUUUUGCACCAGCUUAAACUCGGCUCACAUGUUGGGGCAUGAUUGAUGGGCCCGAUUAGCGAUGAUGUCACAUGUUUAAGGCCGACCAGCGACCUCUCCUGCAAAGUGUCUAAAUGGCACUUUUGCAGUGAAACCCCAUUGGCUGCUGCAGACAUGCAGCACAUUGACUGGCGUUUGUGUGGUUGAAAUCUGAUUGUCUGCUAAUCGCAGAAAGCCAAUUGGCUGGGCAUUCAUGGUGAAGCCUGUUUCGCCAUCCAUUAUACGCAGCCUGUUGUCGACCUCUUUAAGUUGGAGCCUAAAUAUUAGUCGGCCCUUGCAUGCGGCUGAUAUAUUGGCACCCAUGUUGCUGGUUGUUGGGAGCGUCGUGUUGUGCAGCUCAGUCGGUUGUUCUUGCAUAUCACAUCUUGACCACUGCAGUAGCGCUUGCAGCCAGUUUGGGGGUGGAUGUUAUAACUUUGAUUGUUAAGAUGUAAAAUUUCCUUUUGUAUGUAACAUUAUCAUUAAGCUAUGGACUUACCAAUAUCACUGUGCGAACAGUAAUUUCUCCUGUGCCCAGUGAUUGUACUACGCAUGAUUUGUCUGUAUUGCAUGAACUGUUAUACAGAUGUCUGUUGUCCAAAUGUACAGUAGCAGGGCUUGAAUAUUAAGUUAUACACAAAAUAUGAAACUAAAUCAAUAAUUGGUUUGUUUUAUAUAUAUACAGUAUAUUAUUGCACAUCACUUAAAAUGUUAGAAUUUGUUGUUAGCAAUAGUAUGUUUACAGAAAGUAGCUCAUUUUAAAAAGCAGUGUUAAACUUAAAGUGUCAUUUUACUUAAAUCACUUAAAUAUUCAAGACCAAAUCACUGAAAAGCAAUACUUACGCCUUAUUAAUGUCUCUUAAAACCUAUUUUUAACCUGAAGAGAUUGCCAUAAAAACAUGCAGAAGAAUGGAUGGAGGCUUAACACAAUUUUACAGAUAUGUAUUUUAAUUUGGUUUCAUUGUAUUUAAGUCUUGAAGCAAACUUGUGUAACAGUACAGAUGCAACCAAUUUUUUUUUGCUUCAAUAAAUUACAUUUUGGGGGAAAAA
Petromyzon marinus (sea lamprey) is the source of this 3925-nucleotide messenger RNA. Its product is annotated as tubulin polymerization-promoting protein family member 3-like. The record is from RefSeq and is a predicted model, not a curated record. Gene Ontology annotation, biological process: microtubule bundle formation; positive regulation of protein polymerization; microtubule polymerization. Gene Ontology annotation, molecular function: tubulin binding. Gene Ontology annotation, cellular component: microtubule. NCBI's taxonomy places the organism in Eukaryota, Metazoa, Chordata, Hyperoartia, Petromyzontiformes, Petromyzontidae.